Phaedon cochleariae (mustard beetle) is the source of this 823-nucleotide messenger RNA. NCBI's taxonomy places the organism in Eukaryota, Metazoa, Arthropoda, Insecta, Coleoptera, Chrysomelidae. The record is from the annotation of a GenBank genome assembly.
GUUUUUGUUUUGAUUGUGAAGAAAUUAGAAAACUGAAAAUAUGCGAAGAGGGAUUGGACUAGGAGCAAUUAAAAAAAAUAAAUAUGAACAAGAAAAAUAUAAAGAUAAAGGCAAUGAGAUUCAAGAAAAUCAAUUUGAACAAAUGACAAAACAAUUAGAAGUUUUCAAGGUAAACUUGGAAGAAUUUGCAACAAAACACAAAAAUGAAAUAAGAAAAAACUCAGAAUUCAGGAAACAGUUCCAAGAAAUGUGUGCCAGUAUAGGUGUAGACCCUUUAUCAUCUGGAAAAGGAUUCUGGUCGGUUUUAGGAAUUGGUGACUUUUACUAUGAACUAGCAGUACAGAUAGUGGAAGUAUGUCUAGCAACUAAUGCAAAAAAUGGGGGCCUCAUCAGUUUGGACGAAUUAAGAACGAGAUUAAUUCGAGCCAGAGGUAAAAAUAAAUCACACCAAGAAAUAUCCAAGGAUGAUCUCAUUCGAGCAGCAAAGAAACUGAAAAUUUUUGGGAGUGGCUUCAAUGUUAUACCAAUGGGAAAGGACAAAUACAUGGUUCAAUCAGUUCCUGGGGAAUUGAGCAUGGACCAUUCAGUGAUUUUGCAGCAAGCAGAGAAAAAUAAUUCUUGUUUGUCAGUUUCUUAUUUGGAGCAAGUGUUGAAAUGGGAAAAAGAAAGAGGAGAGAAAGCACUAGAGCAUAUGGUCAACCAAGGAUUAGCCUGGAUCGAUUUGCAAAAUUGUAAAGAUAAAAUGUAUUAUUUUCCUAGCCUAUUCACUGCCUGUAUCAACUCCACAAACUGAAUACAUUCACAUGCUUAUAUUUUUCUAAUG